AUGGCUUGUUUCUGCUGGUGCAAAAAGCCUUGCUCUCCUGUUAAACAACCCUCUGUACCCCGGUCACCUGCCAAAAACCCUUCCCCAGUGAAAUCCUCUCCAGUGGUGUCCCAGCCUAGUUCUCCCUCUCUUACCAACCCUCUGGACCGUCAUGGAGACACCAGUCAGGAGGGCACAACAGUCAGACCUCUGUCUCUGCAGGAACACUCUAGUCCAAUGCCCCAGAGACCAGUCUCAGCCACCAGAAACAUGACUCUUCCCAGGACCAGCUCAGCCACCAGAAGUAUGACUCUUCCCAGGGCCAGCUCAGCCACCAGAGGGUCAGAAGAGACCCAGGGGGCCAGAGGAGAACGGGGGGAACUGGUCAACAUGGAACUUCUUGGGUUGCCUAACAUUGGCAACACUUGCUUCCUUAACGCCACCCUGCAGUGCCUCCUGGUCCUGCCGUCCUUCUCAAAGGAAAUCCUGCACCAGGAACAACUCUGGAGCUCCUCCCCCUUCUCCAACCUGCUCAGGUGUCUGUCUGAUGUGCACCGUUCAGGUCUACCUGACAGUGUGGCAAACCAGGCCUCAAAAGCAGACCUCAUGUGGAAGGUCAAGUACUCCUUGUCGGGAUACGAUUUGAAGUAUCUGGGGGACACGCAACAGGACGCACACGAGUUACUCGUCAAUAUGCUGUGCCAGCUGAAGGAGGAGGGCAUGAUUCUGAAGACACUCGGGAUGAACUAUACCUGCCCUGUUUCCCAGCUGGAGUUCCAGCUUGUGUCGGUGCGCAAAUGUACCAGCUGUGGGCGCGAGUCGUCUACCAGAGAGGACUACAACCACCUCUCAUUGGACAUCAGCCCUGAGCGCACCUUGCUGAACAGCCUAGCACUCACUUUCAAAAGUGAACAGGUUGAAUUCACAUGUGAGGGCUGUAAAGGCCUCCACGCCUCAAAGGUGGAGCAGUUCCACACACUGCCUCUUGUGCUGGUUCUGCAUCUGAAGAGGUUUGGAGGACCUGGGGGGUUGGAGAAGCUGGAGGCUCCUCUUUUGUUUCCUUCGGAGCUGAGGCUCUCCACCCUCUGUGGGGACAUGGUGCCACACCUGCACAGUGCCAGCCCACAGGCCCUCACCAACCAGGCCCCCAGCAUCCAGGGGUCCAUCCCCCAGACCCUCGCCAGCCAAGUCUCCAGACCACCUGGAGAGGCCAAAGACAGCGCCCUCUGCUGUUCAGAAGCAGAAGCCAGUACAGUCAGUGAAUGGUUACUACCAGCUGACUGGCGUAAUCUCUCAUUUGGGAGGCUCCGCAAACUCCGGGCAAUAGAGCAGGAGGCCCCAGCACACAGGGCCUAA
Oncorhynchus mykiss (rainbow trout) is the source of this 1335-nucleotide messenger RNA. Lineage: Eukaryota; Metazoa; Chordata; Actinopteri; Salmoniformes; Salmonidae. The record is from RefSeq and is a predicted model, not a curated record.